CAAGCGGGGCUUAGUCGAAGGGGUCAGUUUGCCUAUUGCCGUUUUGUGCGGGACCACGAGUGCGGACCACAAUCCGUCGGCGCAACAGCAACACAACAUGGAACCGAUCGAUACGCGGGCAGAGCGCAGGGAAAAGAUCGCCUACCAUCUGGAGACAUGCUUUAACACCAUCAACCACAUGCUGAUUGGAUAUGUGACGUUUUAUCUGUCCUACUACUCGUACACGAGAGGCUUUGGCAAGCUGUUUACCUGGCACAUUUUCCUCUGCUCCGUCGGUUACCAAUUUUUCAUGGCACAGUCACUGCUUACGCUCUACCCGGCCAACUCGUGGACGAAUCGGUACUCGACUGCAACCAAGCGCCAUCUGCACUGGGCUUUGCAGGCGAUCGGCUGUGUUGCAAUCCUUGUCGGGAUCGUUAUUGAGAUCUAUCUGAAGGAGGAUGCCGGACGGAACCACUUCCGGUCGGAUCAUGCCAUAACGGGUUUGGUUUCACUCAUCUUUAUCGCACUGUCCAUACUGAACGGCAUCGCAGCGAUGUACACCGUCAAGAUUAAGCACCUCAUCAAGCCAGUGUACGUGAAGAUGUGCCACUACCUGACCGGCAUUGUCGCCUUCGUUAUCGGUAUGACAUCGCUCGCGCUCGAGUACUCACCGCGGAUGCUAUCGGUGCAGCACAAGCAGAUGCUGAUCGCGUUCACCACCAUUACGACCGCCCUGACCCUAAUCGGGGUGUGCAAAACGAUGACCAAUCAGUGCCGAAAUCUGCGCCAAUCUUGAAGAUUGAAAUUGAAAAGUGUGUAAUGUAUGUAUGUAUACUGUUAAAAUUCAUUUAUUUGUAUCACGCGCCACAAUGUUCGCUCGCUCGGUGCUGUGUUGUACAAUGCGUAUUAUUUGCUUUUCAUUACAAAAUACGUAACGGAGA
Molecule: messenger RNA, 923 nt
Organism: Anopheles gambiae (African malaria mosquito)
Lineage: Eukaryota; Metazoa; Arthropoda; Insecta; Diptera; Culicidae
Exons: 4
Coding region: 98-778 (226 amino acids)
Molecular function (GO): transmembrane monodehydroascorbate reductase activity
Source: RefSeq, a predicted model, not a curated record